CUGAGACAAGAGACACAAGCGAUAAAGCGAGACUUCGACUCUCUGACGGCCGAGGCAGAGGCAAACAAAUACAAAAAUAAAAACGGUCGAAGAGUGAAGAACGGGUCGAAAAAGUUUCGAUGUUUACGGGCAAGGCAUUCGUCUAGUUGUUCCUCGGCGCUUUUUCAUUUAGUCGAUACAUGAUUAGUUUAGCAUGGAUUGUUUAAUUUGUGACAAUGAGAACGGACUUGGUGAUUUUUCUGUGUGUGGUAUUGUGUGUGCACAGUGUACACAACGAGGAUGUAGGACCACGGAUUUCUUUAUUAGGUGAGUGUGCUGUGGCGGAUGCAAUUUCUACUCGAAAAUGAUUGGGAAUUUUUACAUUCGUAUGAGAUUGGAGGUUAUAAUAGUCUCCAGAUUGUUAUUUAUAAAAUUUAGAGUAAAAUCAUCAACAAAAGAUUAAAUGUCUUGGUCUUGGUGUUACAACCAUACAUGAAUUACACCCUGUAUCGGAUUUUAGGCAUCAUACGCUCGUAAAACCAAAAAUUUACCAUGGAAGAGAAAAAAGACAAAUUUCGUCGACCAAAGAAAAGACUGGAGAACACGCUAAUCACUUACAAAUUACAAUGGAAGUCGACGGAGAAGAAAUGACCUUAGAUUUAAUGCUAAAUAAGCAUCUGAUAUCGGAAGGUUUCUUCCACAAACACCAAUCGAACGGGGAAUAUCAAUUGCAUCGACCCAAUUAUCUAGAAGCGAAUCUUUGCGAUUACAAAGGAAAAGUGCGUGGGAAACCGAAUUCCUGGGUGGCGUUGUCGACUUGCCACGGCCUAUCCGGCGUUAUCUUCGAUGGAAGCGAAAUGCAUUACAUCGAAAAAGGACCGGGUUCCGAUGACGUCCAUUAUUUCUAUAAACAUUCCGAUUUGGUAGAAAAUAACAAAACUUGCGGGUACGCCGGGGACGCCGUCGAUCCCGAGCGAUCCCACGUCCACAAAGAUAAUAGAAUAUUAAGGUAUAAGAGAGACGCAGACCAACAGUUAGUCAGGGGACCCUAUAAUGCCAAUAAAGAAUCCAAAUAUGUAGAAUUAGUGCUCGUCAUAGACAAUCAAGAAUUCAAAGAGCUCGGUGAAAGUACAACCAGAGUGGUAAAUCAUGCCAAAAACAUUGCCAAUAUUAUAAACGGGCUGUACUCUCCAUUAAAUAUUUUUAUAGCUUUAGUAGGCGUAGUAAUAUGGAGCGAAAACGACGAGAUAAAUUUCUCCACCAACGGUGAUACAACGCUCACGAAUUUUUUGCAUUACCGCAGAGAAAAACUGAUCAAAAGUCAUCCCAACGACAAUGCUCAAUUACUAACGAAAUUUACGUUCGAUAACGGCGUAGUGGGCAAAGCCCUUAAAGGGCCAAUAUGCACCUACGAGUUCUCCGGCGGCGUAAAUACAGAUCAUUCACCUGUUGUAGGACUUGUUGCUACCACUGUUGCUCACGAAAUGGGGCAUAAUUUCGGCAUGGAACACGAUACGAACGAAUGCGAUUGCCCGGAGGACCGUUGCAUCAUGGCGCCCAGCAGCUCGACCUUCGCCCCCCAGCACUGGUCGUCCUGCAGCGUAAACUAUCUCCUGCAGGCCUUCACGCACGGCAUGGACUACUGCCUGAAGAACAAACCCAAAGCGCUCUUCGACAGCCCCGUCUGCGGCAACGGUUUCGUGGAACAGGGCGAACAAUGCGACUGCGGCCUGGCCGAGCACUGCGACAACUACUGCUGCAACGCCACCACCUGCAUGCUGCACGCCAACGCCAGCUGCGCCACCGGAGAGUGCUGCGAUCUUUCGACGUGUUUGCCGAAAGCAGCUGGGACCCUAUGCAGAUCGGCGGACUACGAAUGCGAUUUGCCGGAGUACUGCUCGGGGCAAUCGGAGUACUGUCCGGAGAACUUGUACAAGCUGGACGCGGAGGAGUGCGACGAAGGCAGGGCCUAUUGUUACCGCGGGUAUUGCAGCACGCGAACGGACCAGUGCAAAUUGCUGUGGGGCGAUACGGGAAAGUCCAGCGACGACCAGUGUUACAUGAUGAACACCAAAGGCACGCGACACGGAAACUGCGGUUACGACAAACUGACGCAGAGUUAUUUCAAAUGCGAAAACGAGAGCGUUUUAUGCGGUAUGCUGCAUUGUAAACAUCUAAACGAACGGCUGGAAUUCGGUAUGGAAUCCGUGGCGAUUCUAUCGCAUACGUUUAUCAACAAAAAAGGUUCGAUUAUUCCUUGUAGAACGGCGAUUGUCGAUUUGGGUUUGAACCAAGUCGAUCCCGGUUUGACCCCCGACGGGGCCAUAUGCGGAGAUGGGAAGAUGUGCGUAAACCAGAAGUGCAUGUCGGUGUCGAGUUUGAGGAUACACGGACCUCAAUGCGAGAAAGAUUGCAACGGUAACGGAUGGUGCAAUAAUAAAGGACAUUGUCAUUGUAAAAACGGCUUUUCACCGCCGAAUUGCGAUUAUCCCGGCCCCGGAGGUUCAUUGGACAGCGGUCCAGCAACUGAUCCUAACGCUCGCCAAGGCAUCGUCACCGCCAUGUUCAUCAUCUUCCUCGGCGUGGUGCCGCUGCUGGCGAUCGUCGCCUUUCUCUCCUACUACGCGAAGCAGAACUGCACGCCGGGCCGCAACAAGUUCGCCUCGCCGACGUCGAAAUCGCCGGGCAAGUCGAGAGGGACCUCUUUCCCGUCGGAAAUCGCCAAGCGCACCGAAGACAAUCAUUCCCUUUUGCGCGAAGACACGCCGCCCCCGGCCGGCUUCAUCGUCCUGCCGGGCAACUUCUUCGGCAAUUUCAAAGGAUUUUCCAUCAGCCCGCUGAAGAACGAAGAACCCCAACCGGUCAGAAGCGCCCCGUCGCCGCCCGUUAAAGGCGCCACCUACGCGAACGCGCCCCAAAAACCGACCGAUUCGGACGCUUCCAACGAUAAAUCCUCGGUACCUACGAGGGCCGCUCCGCCGGCUCCCAAACAUCCAGUCACCGGCCUCAUAAGCAACUCCAUACAAAAGUACAAUUCCUUCCGGAAAAACGCGCUUUCCGCCGGAGUAUCUAACGUCAACGACGUCUCGGCGGCUCCGGCUCUACCGCCUCCGAAUCCCGGCAGCAACGCGCGACCUAUUAUCUCCUCGCCGGUGUUGAAAAACUCCACUUGCACCGCCAAGGAGCUCGUAUCGCCUCUACGAAACGCCCCGACAGCUCCAACUCCACCGCCGCCCGAUUACAUCGAAUUCAACGCACCCGAUGACGCUCCCGACGCGCUCCCGAGCCUCCCCGAAGAACCGAAGAAGCCCAAAGAAGGCACCGGCACCUUAAACAGGAUCACCUCCUUUCUGAAAUCCUCCGACAAGAAACCCGCGGUGGUACCCAAACCCAGCCAACUCAAACCCAACAAGACCAUCAACAAAGAAGCGCUGCGCAACAUCGAAAUAUCGAACCCCAUACCGCAAACCCGCAUCGAAAUCGCCGCCACCGCGCUGCCGGUGGAGAAAGAGGCCGCCAGGAGCGUGGUGAUGCGCGCGCAGAGCAUGCGCACGACGAAAUCCGAACGGCCGCGCAUCCAGACGUUCGGCUCGAUGCGCCAACCGAACGGCCCCAAGCGGCCGCUGAGCAUCCCGUCGGGGGCGCGCCCCACGAGCCCGCCGCCGCCGCGGCCGCCGCUCGACGUCCCCAAGGAGGCGCCGAAGGCCGAGGAAGAGAAGUACGAGGACCAGGAGGAGGGGGCGAGCCCGACGGGCGACAACAUCUACGCGGUGAUCGAGGAGAGCCCCGAGUCGCCGGCGAAGCCGCCGCCGUCGAACGACAGCAUGGGUUUGUUGGGGGAGAUCGUUAGCGAAAUACAAAACAGGAAUUUCGAUUCGAUAUACUCGACAUCUACUUUGGCGAGGAAGCAAAAGGAGGCUAUCGAUAAGGAGAAACCUUCUUCGGAAUCGUCGCAAACGUACGUUAACACCGCUUCUUUGCAGUACGCCGAUAACAGCGAGUACAGCAACAUGAGCGGUAACCUCAAGUCUAGCGAUAGUUCCACUUCCAGCGGUUAUAUAUUACCAUCUGCUGUUAACGUUCCCGUUAAACAGGAACCGACUAACGUGAGUUUAUCGACGUUCAAAAGCGGCUCGAAACCGCCAUCGUCCGGCUUCAAACCGAAUCCGAAGAAAGUGGAAACGUCCCCGGACCGGACGAACUCCAAGACCAAACAACCUCCGUCGCCCACGAGCAAGGCGCCCAUCGCCAGGCAGACGACGCCGCCGAAUUUGGUGAAAACCAGGAAACCGUCGCCGAGCAGGCCGGCGCAGAAGUCGAACCGAUCGGUGACCAACAGCCCCGACUUGGUGACCAGCUGCAACGCCAACGGCAACGGGCCCUCGAAGCCGCCCGACGUGCUGGGGACCAGCCCGGCGGGCAAGAAGCCGUCCAUAGCGAGCGCCAAGCCGGCGGUGAAGACGGGCGCCGCGAAGGGCGCGAAAUCGGUGAGUUUCAAGUCGCCGCAGGAGAAGAAGGGCGAGGCCAAGCCGGCGGCCGGCGGUAAAGCGGGCAAGGCCGGGUCUGGAGUCGGGGGUGAUAACGCGAAAACCCCGGUGGGCGUCAGGAACGCCGCCAGGUCGAAUUCGAACGUAGCGGCGCUACAGCAGAAAUUCGAAACGAAGACGACUGCCAGUUGAAUACUCGAUGGUUUGAAUGAGGUAAUUGAAAAAUUGUUUUUGAAAAUCAAUUGUUACACUACGUUUUUGUUCUACAUGCAAUGGAUUGCUUUUAUUUUCUGACUACGUUCGCUUAAACAGAGUAAUUAGCAGAUCUUAUCGAAUUGACCCCAAAACAUUGUAUGAAUGGAAAAUUCGGCCGAAAGUGUAAAUUGAUUUUUAAAAAAUAAUGUAAAUAUUAUUUUUUGAUUAUAUGAAUAAGAUUUAUCAGAAGCGUUAAAUUGUUCGAAUAUAUUUAAAUUCACGCUGUUUUAAUUACAAAUUUAACUUUCAUUUAAAGCGAUAACUCGUGUUUUUCUUGUUUUUUACAAGUUUGUAAUUAUCUAAUCUCCUGCAUAAAUAUGGAAAUUCACUGUGAAUUCAAUGCAAAAGAGAUUUUUCUUAUGUUACACUAGCACUCAUCUUUGAUCUAUUACCUUGGUAAAAUAUUUUAUAAAUCUCAUAUAUGAUAAGAAAAUGUGAUUAUUACCUAUAUUAUUUUGAAAAUUCAACAGUUACUAUGCUUUAAAUUUUCCUAAAAUAAAAUAAUGCACUUAGGUUGGAAAUACGUGUACAUAGUAAGGUAAGUAAUUAGGAAUAAUGUAAGAUACGAAUAAUUGAGUAAACAGCGUGACUUUAAUUAAAAUAUUUUUCUAUUUAAUUUUGAUCUAUGAGUAAAAUUAAAUUAUUGAAUUAUUCCCUUAAAUUGCAUCGACGAAAAUAUUUAGGAUUCUGCAUUUAUUAUAUUUUUUGUACAUAUACCAAAGA
This is a messenger RNA of Phyllotreta striolata, 5444 nucleotides long. The record is from the annotation of a GenBank genome assembly. Lineage: Eukaryota; Metazoa; Arthropoda; Insecta; Coleoptera; Chrysomelidae.